UGUGGGCCAUGGUCGACAAAGGCAUCACACCUUCACACCGUCGCGCUCGAGCAAUGAAUUUUUACAAACAGGCGGCACAGAUUCUGGACAGGCUGGGCAAGAAGGAGGGUUCCAUCAAGGGCCUGACCCUGGGGAAUGCAGAGGUGACAGACAAAAAGCGCAUGUAUGCACUUAUCUGCGAAACAUUAAAGCAUAAUACGACGCUAUCAUUAGUAUUACAGGAGUCCAAGCUUUUGACACUGGAGAAGAAGUUGACCAGAUCGCUAGCAUUGCUUCUGUUACACGACCUAUUAUUCCAGAACCGGGGCAUCCAGGCCUCAGACGCAUGGCCCAUGAAGCAGGCAGUGAUGAAGCACAAGGCACGACUGAAAGCCGAGUUUGUGAAAGCGAAGAUCAAAGUCGGAGCCAAGAAGGAUGGUCUGAUCGAAGGUGAAGAAGAAAUUCUGAUGCCUAGAUAUGUACGGGUUAAUCUUUUGAUGAUGACACCUCAGCAGGUUAUUGAUGCCUUUAUCGCCGACAACUGGGCAUUCCUGCCGGCACCACCCUCACCAUUCGCACCACCCCCACCCAACACCUUCCAUCGCGACGAACACUUGGACUUUAUGCUCGUGUUCCCGCCAAAGUCAGAUCUCCACCUUCACCCACUCUAUGUCUCUGGCGUCCUGAUUCUACAGGAUAAAGCGUCGUGUUUCCCAGCAGCAAUUUUGUCACCGCCCAAGAACGCGUACGUGAUCGAUGGAUGUGCUGCGCCCGGAAACAAAACUAGUCAAUUGGCUAUGGGAAUGGGCAAUGGUGGCAAGAUUAUUGCAUGCGAUCUGGAUCUUCGGCGGCUCAAUAUCCUCAAGCGGUUAACCACGAAAGCAGGAUGUACAAACAUCACGGCUCUGAACACUUCGUUCUUAACAUUAGACACCUCUACGGAGGAUCAUUCAAAAGUUACACAUAUUCUGCUGGACCCCUCGUGCUCUGGAUCAGGAAUCGUUAAUCGCAUGGAUCACCUUGUAGACGCAUAUGCAGAAGAGCAGGAACAAGCAAGCAUUCUCGAAAGUACUACGACCGGUGGUGCUGCUGAACGUGCCGUGGCCGAAGAGAAAAAGAAAGAACGUCUCAAAUCGCUAGGAGAGUUCCAGAUCGAGUGUGUGACCAAGGCAAUGACGUUCCCGAAUGUGCGGCGGAUCAGUUACUCGACCUGCUCGAUCUAUGCGGAGGAGAACGAGCAUGUUGUGACGACGUUACUGAGGAACCAUUGGCCCCAGUGGAAACUGUCUCCGCGGUCUAAGGUCCUACCCACGUGGCAUCGACGCGGAUACCCAGCGGAUGUCGGCGAUAUUCCAGGACUGGUUGAGACAGACGAAGAUAGAGCUAAAGUGGCCGAUUGUUUGGUUCGCGCCGUACCUGGAGGCCCGGAUGGAGACUUGAUGAACGGGUUCUUUGUGGCGUGCUUUGAACGCGUGAGCAAGAAUGAUAACCCAGGGCUCUCGCCAACGUGGAAAGGACCAAGCAUCGGAGUCAAGAGGGCACAUGACGAUAUAACAUCUAAUGGGGCAGCGGCAGCUACCGUCUCCACCGCAUCAGCCAACAAAAAGAAGAAGAACAAGAAGAAAAAACAGAAGGCUAGUACGGCCGAUGGUGGCGCAACAGAGACGGUGACAGAUUCCAGCGCUGGUCCAUCUGAAAAGAAGGCUAUGGAGGACGAGGAUGAAGCGUCCGAUGGGGAGUAAUUAAACAUCCUUGCUGUAAAAUGGUUUCAAUUGCUUACCUUCCGCGCCCUCGUGCAUUUGGAUUAUUAAUGUAGGGUGGAGGCUGGUUGGCAUUUCAACAGACCAUGAACAGCACGAGCACCUCUUGAUUUUAUUAAUAAGACACAUAGUCG
Messenger RNA from Gamsiella multidivaricata, 1873 nucleotides. Its product is annotated as S-adenosyl-L-methionine-dependent methyltransferase. The record is from RefSeq and is a predicted model, not a curated record. Gene Ontology annotation, molecular function: methyltransferase activity. The coding region runs from base 9 to 1721 and encodes 570 amino acids. Gene Ontology annotation, cellular component: nucleolus. NCBI's taxonomy places the organism in Eukaryota, Fungi, Mortierellomycota, Mortierellomycetes, Mortierellales, Mortierellaceae. Gene Ontology annotation, biological process: rRNA base methylation. The transcript has 4 exons.